AAUUCUAUUUAAACUGAAUAUUUUUUAAAAACGAAAUCAGUCAGAACUUAAGAGUGAAAACAAAAUGAAUAGUUUUUCUAUUAUAUCAAUAUUAAUUUUUCUUACUAUUUGUGUCUUUAAAAGUGCAACCGGCUUAAAAUGGAUACCAAUAGAACAGGACCGUGAAUUAGUACUACCCGAUAAUAUAAUUUUGAUUGAUGACUCAGAGAGGAAAUGGGUUGGAAGAACAAAUGUAUCAGAUACAGAUGAAAUCUAUCCAGGUGAAAUACAUAGCAAUGGAGAAGUACAUUAUAAACCAUACCGGUUUUCACAACUUCAUAUAAAAUCUUACUCAGAGAUACUUACUACCUCCCCAUCGGACAAUUGCCAAUGGAAGCCCUAUUACUAUAGAAAUCACUAUUCGGAUAUUGAUCAUAAUGCUGUACGUGCUGGUGUCGAUUCCGAUGGCGAUCCAAUAUUUGUCGGAAGAACUUACGUUCGUGAUAAUGAGAAAUUUAUUAGCUCAAUUUAUUUGCCAAAUAGAAAGAUUACACAACGUUGGCAAGAACUUGAUGAAGAUGACCAUCCAUAUGAACAGUGGCAAUAUUUAAGCUGUGAUACUAAUAAGAGGUGGGUUGAUUUUGAAACAAAUCAUCUUCCAGAUAACGCAGUUAGUGGCGGUAAAACGAUUCAAAAUUAUGAAAUGUAUGUUGCUCGAUUGAAACUAUCCGAUGGUAAUUUUAUUACUGGGUAUGUGAUACCCGAGAUGGGAGCAGCAGUGUUCGAUGAUAACCUACGAAAGGAAAAGAGUGAUUCUGAUGAAUAUAAUAAUGAAUCCAACGAAACCAAUGAUCAAACUGGUGAUUCUGAUAUUGUUCAAAUCUUGCUUGGCGAUUCGAAUGAGUACGAAUGGAUUUUUGUUGCUGAUGGAAUGAUUCCGGAUAAUGCUGUUGUGAAUGGAAAACAGAAAUUGGAAUUAGCAUAUGUGGCAAGAAUUAAUAAAUCGAUACGACAUAUCACACAAACUGAGGCACGCGAACUAAAAUCACCUUUCGAUAUUUUGGUUAAAAAUGAUAUCAACUAUGAUACAAAUGAUAUCUAAUUCUUAUUGCAUACAUAAAAAAAAAACUAAAAACAAAACUUGGUGGACUAUUGCUCUUUAAGUUUAAAUUUCUGUAACAUUUUGUAAUUAUUGCCAUCCUUUUAUAUAGGCAGUGAAAUAAAAAAUAUACAAAAAUAAUAAUUACAAA
This is a messenger RNA of Episyrphus balteatus (marmalade hoverfly), 1229 nucleotides long. RefSeq lists its product as uncharacterized. The record is from RefSeq and is a predicted model, not a curated record. The transcript has 2 exons. NCBI's taxonomy places the organism in Eukaryota, Metazoa, Arthropoda, Insecta, Diptera, Syrphidae. The coding region runs from base 65 to 1081 and encodes 338 amino acids.